AUGUCCGCAUCACGCAACCUUGUGCGCCCAGCCUCGAGGCUGUUGGCGGUGGCUUCGUCGUCUCGCUCGGCGGCCACACGUGCGUUGACCACCUCGGCGGUGCAGAAUGCCGUGACCAAGUUCACGAUGCCCGCCAUGUCGCCCACCAUGACCUCGGGCGGUAUCGCCACGUGGAAGGUCAAGGAGGGCCAGGCCUUCUCGGCUGGCGACGUGCUGCUCGAGAUCGAGACGGACAAGGCCACCAUGGACGUCGAGGCUCAGGACGACGGCAUCAUGGCCAAGAUCGUCGUGCAGGACGGUGCCAAGGACGUCGACGUCGGCAAGACCAUCGCCAUGAUCGCCGAGGAGGGCGACGACAUCUCCAACGUCCAGGUGCCCGAGGACGUUGCUGCUCCGCCCGCUGCUUCUUCGGACCCGUCUUCUCAGACUUCGGACAAGUCGGAGCCUGUGGCGUCGACACAGACCGCUGCUUCGACCGCAGCCGCAGCACCGAGCACGCCAGGCGCCUCGAGCUCCAACGCGCACCACCACUUCAAGGGCCCGCUCUUCCCGUCCGUGCAGCGCCUCAUCGCCGAGAACAACAUCGAGGAUGCAGAGACCAAGAUCAAGGGCACCGGCGUGCGCGGCAUGAUCACCAAGGGCGACGUGCUCGCGUUCCUCGGCAAGGCAAAGACGCCCACCGGCUCGUUCAAGGAGCCCAAGGGUGGCAUCGCCGUGCUCGGUCCCAGCCAGUCGGCAGCCAAGACGGGCCCAGCAUCCGGCACAGCGCCCAAGGCUCCUCUCGAGCCGCUCACCGGCGACGCGCUCCGAUCGCUUAUUAUCGGAGGCCUCGCAUCGUCCUCCCGCUCAGCACGACAGGCAGCGCCAACACCCGCACCCGCACCCGCCCAGGCCUUCUCUCAGCAGGCUGUCGACAGCGCACUCGAAGGCUACACCUUUUCGGCGGCGUCCACUCCGGCACCAGUGCCCACGCGUGGGGCGCGAAAGCAGGGCAUCCGCACCGACGACCCACUGUGGGAUCUUAUUUGA
Molecule: messenger RNA, 1029 nt
Organism: Moesziomyces antarcticus
Lineage: Eukaryota; Fungi; Basidiomycota; Ustilaginomycetes; Ustilaginales; Ustilaginaceae
Product: single hybrid motif-containing protein
Exons: 1
Coding region: 1-1029 (342 amino acids)
Biological process (GO): pyruvate decarboxylation to acetyl-CoA
Cellular component (GO): pyruvate dehydrogenase complex
Molecular function (GO): dihydrolipoyllysine-residue acetyltransferase activity
Source: RefSeq, a predicted model, not a curated record